Molecule: messenger RNA, 957 nt
Organism: Gossypium raimondii (Peruvian cotton)
Lineage: Eukaryota; Viridiplantae; Streptophyta; Magnoliopsida; Malvales; Malvaceae
Product: plasmodesmata-located protein 6
Exons: 2
Coding region: 73-828 (251 amino acids)
Cellular component (GO): plasmodesma
Source: RefSeq, a predicted model, not a curated record
UCUCUCAUUUACACUCUUCUUUUCUAUAUAUUCUCUUUUAAACCUUUUUUUGUUUUCUCAAUAUCUUCACUUAUGGCUUUAGCGGCGAAACAAUUAUCGUCACCUUUUGUUAUUUUUCUCAUAUUAUCAAUUUUCUUAGUUGGGCCAUCGUUUUCCGGCACCGAUACUUUCGUUUUCGGCGGCUGUUCGCAGCUGAAAUUCACUUCAGGCUCACAGUACGAGUACAACGUCAACUCGAUACUCACUUCCCUAGUCAACUCAGCCAUGUUCACUUCUUACGACAACUUCACCAUGUCAGCUUCCGGUGGUUGCAGUGCCGUUUACGGGCUGUUCCAAUGCCGUGGUGACCUAAACAACCGUGACUGUAACCGUUGUGUAGCUAAAGCGGUGAGUCAAAUUGGAACUCUUUGCUUUUACUCAACGGGUGGUGUGUUGCAACUCGAAGGGUGUUUAGUUAAAUACGAUAAUGUAACUUUUUUGGGUGUGGAAGAUAAGACCGUGGUAGUGAAGAAAUGUGGACCGUCGUUCUCGUCUUACUCGGACGCUUUGACUCGGCGUGACUCGGUGCUGAGUUACUUGGAAGCGAGUGAUGGGACGUAUAAGCCGUUUCGGAUCAGCGAGUCGGGGAAUUUACAGGGUGUGGCUCAGUGUGUUGGUGAUUUGAGUCCGAGUGAGUGCCAAGAUUGCCUAUCGGAGGCAAUCGGACAGCUGAAAACUGAGUGUGGGGCAGCAAAAUGGGGUGAUUUGUAUUUGGCUAAGUGCUACGUGCGGUUCUCGGAAGGUGGAUACCACUCGCAUGCCGGAAAGAUUGUUUUUGCAGGUAGCUAAAUAAACAAAGGAAACUGACAAUUGUUGUGAGGAAUCCAAAAGAAAACCCUUUGCAUUUGGUCUUCAUUUCUUUUAUCUGUUUAUAUUUAGACAACUAUUGUACUGUCCGGGCGAGAAAAUUUAUUUAGG